AUGGCGACGAUGCGGAAAUUGUUGUUUCAAAAUCAAAAGCCACCAGAAGGCCUUCUGGAGAUCUCUGAAAGAGUCUAUGUAUUUCACUGCUGUUUCGGCGCCAAACGGGACUGGAGCGAGGAGCGUUACGGAAAUCACGUGAACGGGGUCGUUGGUAAGUUUCGACAAAACGCGCCCGAGGCUUCCGUUUUGGUGUGCAACUUCCGUAACGAAGAGACGAAGACAAAGAUGUUCGACGUAAACGGCGUUACUCUGACGGAAUAUCCUCGGCACCACCUAGGUUGCCCCGUGCUCAAAAUGGAGGACACGUGGCGGUUUCUAAGGUCGUGCAAGAACUGGCUUUCGCGCGAACACCGCAACGUUGUGUUAAUGCACUGCGAACGAGGUUGUUGGCCUGUUUUGGCGUUCACAUUGGCUGCAUUGUUUGUGUUUGGGAAACACUACGAAGGAGAAAAGAGGAGUUUAGAAAUGGUUUACGAACAGGCUCCACGUCAGCUUUUGCAUUCCAUGAUGGCUAUCAAUCAAAUCCCUUCGCAACUGAGGUAUCUUCAAUACGUUUCCACGUGGCAUGGGGUGUUGGGUUUGCCUCUGUUGGAGAGGGUAAUUAGGUUGGACUCUAUUGUUCUAAGGUUUAUGCCAGAUUUUGAUGGUCAAGCUCGUUCUUGUCCCAUGUUUCGAAUUUAUGGACACGACCCUUUUGUUGCUGAUGCAAAUGCUAAAUUAUUGUGUUCCACACUCGAGAGAAGAAAAACUGUUCCAGCAUAUGAACAGGGAGAUUGUGAAACAAUGAAAGUCAAUAUUAAUUGCCAUAUUCGAGGUGAUGUCUUGAUUGAGAGCAUUAACCUGUAUGGUGACAUGGAGAGUGAACAGAUGAUGUUUCGAGCCAUGUUCAACACGGCUUUUAUUGGAUCUAAUAUAUUGUUGCUUAACCGGGAUAAAAUUGAUGUUUUAUGGUGUGCUAAAGAUAAUUUCCCAAAGGAAUUUAGAGCAGAGAUUCUUUUCUCGGAAAUGGAUGCUUCUACAGCUGUUCUUGAGAAUGGCACCUCGUGCUUUAAGGAGAAGGAGGGGAUGGAUCCCAAGGAAAAUACUUCACCACUAAAUGUGCUCCAAAAGAAGUGUGCUUCACCUGCCGAUACCAUACAUGAAAAGUUGAAUGCAGGCUCAAAUGAGCAUGUGGAGAGUGGCAGUUUUUUGCAUCAAAAAGGUCCUCAAAUGCCUAAGGAGAAAAAGAAUGAAGCAAAUUGCUUUUUGUCUUCAAAUUUGGGGAACCAGUUUGUGUCCUCAGCUAGGCAAUGCCCAGAUAACAAUAUGAGUAAAAAAGAGGAUAAAAUGAUCAAGGAUGAUGAGUCUGACAUUAGCCAAGUAAUGUCAAGCCCUUUUGAAAGAACCUCGGAGUCCAACAACUGUGUAAAAGAUUGUACAAAUCUUUCAAUAAAAGUACAUCCAUCUAAUUCUGUGGACACCAUUUCUAGUGGUCCAAUUUCACCCCAAACACCUCCACUACGCCCUCCCUCAACUAGUAAUGCUAAAGAAGUUCAUGAUUCUCCUCCUCACAAGGAUUCACAUCCUCAUUAUCAUUUGCCUUUGAAAUCAAGAGAUGAUCUUACUGAAGGAACUAAAUCCCAAUCACAAAAUAAAAGUCAAUCAAUUAUGUUUAGCUCUACAAUAGGGACUCCAAUCUUAAGUCCUUCCCAUAAUAAGUCACCAAAUGGUUCUAUUUCCCAUGGUCCAGAUUCUGUAAUUACUUCAAAUCAACCACCUCCUUUGAAGAAGAUUUUACCUGUUAGAACAAAACUUGAUUCUUUCCCUUCAAAAUCUCAACCUCAAACACUGCCAUCUGCUCCCCCUUCUCCACUAAAGAAGCAUGAACAAAUUAGAGUUGGAGAUCCUCCAUCCCCUCCAACUCCUCCACUAAAGGAACAUGAACCACCUAGAGCUGGAAUUCCUCCAUCCCCUCCAACUCCACCUCUUAGUCCUUUAGUGAAAGUUUUAAGUCCUCCCAGUAUAGAACCAUUGGUGCCAGUGCCACCACCACCACCUCCAAUCAUUGCACAUUCCUUUGAUCACAUUAAUUCUUCAUCUCCAAAGUCUCCACUUGUUCCUGCAGCGCCUGCUGCUCCACCACCUCCAACUUCCUUUCGUAAAGGAGGUAUACCAUUAGAUCAUGGUUUUCCUAGGUUACGUUCCAUGGGUGGUGAUGGGCAUAAUGGGUGUAUUGGCUCAAACGGAUCAGUUCUAUCACAUACAAAUUCAAUCAAAAGGUUAAAGCCAUUGCAUUGGUUGAAACUAUCUAGAGCAGUGCAAGGUAGUUUGUGGGCAGAGACACAAAAGUCUUGUGAAGCUUCCAAAGCCCCAGAGAUUGAUAUCUCAGAGCUUGAGAGUCUCUUUUCAACCACAACCCCAAGUUCAGCUCCUUCCAAGAAGUCAAACGUGAAAAGAUCAGUUGGACCAAAAUCUGAUAAAGUGCAACUGAUUGAGCAUGCACGAGCAUAUAAUUGUGAAAUCCUUCUUUCAAAAGUAAAAGUGCCAUUGCAUGAUUUAAUGAGAUCAGUGUUAGCACUAGACGAAUCUGCAUUAGACAUUGAUCAAGUUGAGAACCUGAUAAAAUUUUGUCCUACGAAGGAGGAGAUAGAAAUACUCAAGGAUUAUACCGGAGAAAAGGAGAAGCUCGGGAGAUGUGAACAAUUCUUCUUGGAGUUGAUGAAGGUUCCACGAGUAGAAUCUAAGUUCAUAGUUUUUUCGGUCAAGAUUCAAUUUCACUCACAGGUUUCUGACCUUAAAAACAGCUUCAAUGUAAUUAAUGAUGCUUCAGAAGAGAUCAGAAAUUCUGUCAAAUUAAAGAGAAUCAUGCAAACAAUACUUUCUUUAGGAAAUGCUUUGAACCAAGGAACUGCCAAGGGCUCUGCCAUUGGAUUCAGAUUGGACAGUCUUCUUAAACUCACUGAGACACGUGCGCAGAACAAAAACAUAACUCUCAUGAAUUAUCUCUGUAAGGUUCUGACAGAUAAGCUACCAGAAGUGUUAGAUUUCUCCAAAGAUCUUUCUAACCUUGAGCCAGCAGCAAAGAUCCAACUGAAGUUGCUAGCAGAGGAGAUGCGAGCUAUAAGCCAAGGAUUAGAGAGAGUUGAACAUGAACUAACCAUCUCUAAAAAUGAUGGUCCUGUGUCAGAAACUUUUUGCAAGAAUUUGAAAGAAUACCUUUCUUCUGCGAAGGCCGAAGUCUCUUCAUUGGAUUCACUAUAUUCUGUCAUGGGUAGGAGUGUGGAUGCUCUGAUUAUUUAUUUUGGUGAAGAUCCAUCUCGCUGCCCUUUUGAGCAAGUUGUCACUACUUUGCUCAACUUUACUAGAAUGUUCAACAAAGCCCAUGAAGAAAACUGCAAGCUGCUUGAGUCUCGAAGAAAAUAG
Molecule: messenger RNA, 3405 nt
Organism: Abrus precatorius (Indian licorice)
Lineage: Eukaryota; Viridiplantae; Streptophyta; Magnoliopsida; Fabales; Fabaceae
Product: formin-like protein 13
Exons: 17
Coding region: 1-3405 (1134 amino acids)
Source: RefSeq, a predicted model, not a curated record